Molecule: messenger RNA, 1614 nt
Organism: Haemonchus placei
Lineage: Eukaryota; Metazoa; Nematoda; Chromadorea; Rhabditida; Trichostrongylidae
Source: the annotation of a GenBank genome assembly
AUGGCGGACUCGUUGUUUGAGAGGAUUCUGGGAAAAUCCGACGUUUUUUAUCGACAUCAGCAAUGCAAUGAGCCCGAUCUUACUGAAAGUGAUAAACGAGGAAUUCUUGUCGAUCUCUUGACUUCUAACAAGGCUCUAUUUUUACAGAGGUAUGGUCAGUACAUGAACGCAAGUGACUGUGCAUUGUUCCGCGAUGAGUGUGAUCCAUUAAUUCAGUUCAUGGUCUCUCAAAUAGAAGGACGGAAGUCUGACGCUCAAAAUAUGAAGAAGAGGCGUUAUUUGAUGCUGCAGAAGUUGAAAGAGAAGGGAAAAUACUUUUCUGACGAGAAGAUGAGAGAGCGCGAGCCAUAUCUGUUUGAUGUCAUGGUGGGGAAAUUUAUGGAAGCAAAAGAUCAAAUUAACCUACGUCCCUACGUUUCUCGUGAGGAAUGCCCCCAAGGAGGGUGGGCCAAUAUGCUUUGCCAAUUUGAAUCUUCUAGAGAAAUCGCACAACGGCGUAACGAACACCACACAGAGUGGCACAGAGAUGUUGGGCAGUCACAAAAAGCUGAACAUUUGUCACGGAUGGAGGCCCAUGUUAGCAAUAUGUUGUCUUCUCAAGAGGAUGAACUGGAAGAAGGAGAAGAAGGUCUAGAGAACGAUUUUGAUGAAAUGCGAGAAGAGUUGAACAGAAUGAGUCAGGAGGACGCAGAAAUGCUUGAAGAUGGCAUGGACGACUCACCAGAAAUACUGCGUCGAGAAUUUCAGUUGUAUAUGGAAGAGCGGUUUCUGGCUGGGCAUGAUUCCAGGUAUUUCGACUACGAUACCGUUGACAACGAUAUGUCUUUGGACGAGAGUGACGAAAUUCAUGAGCGCGACAUGGAGGAGAAAUGUACUCAAUUCAUUGUAGCAGGGCCAGCCUUUUGUGUCGAGACCUUGAUUGGCGGUAUUAUGAUGACGAAACCAAUCGAAGUCCGAUGGUAUUACCAUGGUCCGGAUAAUGAGAUUUAUGGUCCAUAUGCAGCAAAAGAAAUGAUGAUGUGGACCCAGUCAGGAUAUUUCAAUGACUCUCUCCUAAUCCGCACUGAACAUGAAGAGCGGUUCCACACUUUGGGCGAAUGGACUCGUGUGUGUGGUGGCAAGGUUCCUUUCGUGCUUCCGGUAGUGUCUAUGGAGUCUCUCGUAGGUCCGAUGGGACCUCGCUUAAAUCCUGUAAUGAUUGGAAUGCUUCCUCCAGGUCUACCACCUCCAUUUCCUCCUCCAGUACAUGGAAGAUUCGCUCACUUCGUUCCCGGCAUAGCUCCUCCGCAGGCUCAUCAUCAGCCACCUAUGACUCAUAGCUUGCCGCCAUCAGAGCCUCUUGAUGCGGGUAGCAGCCUCUCACAUACCCCUGAUAGCGAGCAGGAGAUGUUCAACCAUACUAAGACUAACAAUGAUGCGAAUGCGUUGGUGCCGAGUCUUCGCCAUAUGGCUGUAUCUACAGCUGAACCGCCAGAGAUGGUGUCGGUGUCGACCGGAACAGAAUCCCCUACACUCCGUGAUGCAGCCUGUCAGACUACUCCACUUAUUGUCGCUGCUAAAGAUGCUGCACGUAUUCUUUCUGAACUUCUCAACCAGGUAGUUCAUGUAACAUAA